This is a messenger RNA of Naumovozyma dairenensis CBS 421, 2604 nucleotides long. RefSeq lists its product as uncharacterized. The coding region runs from base 1 to 2604 and encodes 867 amino acids. The transcript has a single exon. The record is from RefSeq and is a predicted model, not a curated record. Lineage: Eukaryota; Fungi; Ascomycota; Saccharomycetes; Saccharomycetales; Saccharomycetaceae.
AUGGUAAAAUACAACUUUUUAUGGGUUCAUGCUCUUUUGGCUACAUCCACAUUUGCUUACGAAGUUUCAACAAAUACAGUCUUAGACGGUUCAGUUCCAACUGGUGAACCUGUCGUAGUCGAUUCUGAUGCGUAUCUUGCUUUGAUCCAUGGGUCUACUCAAACUUUUUCUAAUGAUCUAACCGUAAACGGUGGAUUAUACAUUUCUGAUUCAAAUACUGCCGAUGCAGGUAUGACACUGACUACUAACGGCAACCUUGAAAAUACUGGUAUAAUCGUUGUUGACAAUAGAAAUGCAACAACUGGUAUGGAGGCUACUAUUGGAGGUUCAACAUUUAGAAAUGAUGGUCAAAUGUUUUUCGCAGGUUCCUAUAAAGGAACUUCUAACGCUUUUAAUAUUAAUCCAAGUACCUCUUUGAUUAAUACAGGUACGAUUCAAUUUAGUCAAGAUGCAAUCGGUUCAAGUGAAGCAGAUUUAAAAUCCGAAUCGAUUACCAAUGAUGGUACUAUCUGUUUACAAAAUAUGAAAUCCAUUAUACAGUCUGACGUUAAUGGUAAUGGGUGUUUCGAUAUCGGUGUGAAUUCUAUGUAUGUCAUACAAGGGAAAGAUACUGCUAUUGCAACAAAUCAAACAUUUUACUUGUCUUCAACAACUUCCUCAUUAUAUUCCGAAAGUAAUGCACUAACUGAUAAUAUAAUUGUUAGAGGUUUUGGUAACGGUAAUACACUUACAUUUAGAACAUCAGUAGUGAGUUCCAGUUAUGAUUCUGAAACCGGUAUAUUGUCAGUAAAUCUUUUCCCAUUUAUUUAUCAUGAUUACAAUAUUGGGUUAGGCUAUGAUUCAUCUUUAUUCCAAGUCAAAAGUGUUAGUAAUUCAAUCACUCCUGAUCUUAUUAAUAAUGGUCUCGCAUAUCUAGGCCCACCUCCUACAAGUUCUAGACCAGCUGUCUGUUCAGUAUGUCAACCAAUUCCAUGGAUUCCAUUCCCUCCUCUAGAUAUCCCAGCCCCAUACACAACAACAAUCGUGAGUAAUACGUCAACUAUAUCUGAAAUUGUCUCUUUCUACUCAACUCAGUCAGAUGGGAUCCCAGUUGUAGGUUCCACCGUAUCCACCAUCCCUCCACCAAUUACAGCACCUCAACCGGUAACUGUCACAAUUACACAAAGUGGCCGUACAAUCACUACUACAUAUUACCCACAAAGUAGUCAAAGUUCAAUGGCUUCGACCUCUAGCGCUUCUUCCCCUUCUUCUUUGUCCAACGGCUCUAAGUCAUCUAGUUCUAGUUCUGGUUCUAGUUCUGCUUCCAGUUCUAGUUCCAGUCCUAGUUCCAGUUCUACUUCUAACUCCAACUUGCACACCACUGUCACCUCCAUUGGUACUGUUCCGGUAACCGAGGUUGUUUCAGACUCUCCAUCCACCGACGCCUCUGGCCAUGUCACUACUGUUGAGUCCACUUAUGUUCUCGUUGGUUCUUCAUCUGAAUUGAUCUCAGCCCCAUACACCACCACUAUUGUCAGUGAUGGUUCCUCUGAAACAGAUGUUGUUUCGUACUACCCAACCACCGACUCUAAUGGGGAUGUCAUUGUCACAGUCACCACAUUGACCAAGUCUAAGUCAUCUACUUCUACUUCUAACUCCAACUUGCACACCACUGUCACCACCAUUGGUACUGUUCCAGUCACCGAGGUUGUUUCAGACUCUCCAUCCACCGAUGCCUCUGGCCAUGUCACUACUGCCGAAUCCACUUAUGUUCUCGUUGGUUCUUCAUCUGAAUUGAUCUCAGCCCCAUACACCACCACUAUUGUCAGUGAUGGUUCAUCUGAAACAGAUGUUGUUUCGUACUACCCAACUACUUACUCGAACGGAGAUGUCACUGUCACUGUCACUACAUUGACCAAGUACCAUAAUAGUAGUACUAUCGUUACCAAUAAAUCAACCCAACAUAAAACGGAUGACGUUAUAAGCACUAUCAUCACUACUGAUUCUGUUGUUUUCACACAGAUUGUAACUUACUGUCCACUCACUGAUAAGUCAGGCCAUGUAGCAACCGCCGAAUCCACAUUUGUUUUAGUUGGCUCCAGUUCUGUUCCUAUUCCAAAACCUUCCACUACUGUCCUCACAAAAAAUACUAUUACUGAAACUCAAGUUGUAUCAUGCUAUCCAGCAACAGGCGAAUCCGGUAAUGUUAUUAUCAAAUCUACUACCCAAACACUUGUUCCUAAUUCAUUCUCAACAAUCCGUGCUGGUUCUGUAACAAAUACAAACGUAUUGACAGUUUAUCCAACUAGUGAUAAAGCUAGUAAGAUUCAAAUUGCAUCUGCGGCUAACUCAAUUGUUACCAAUACACCAUCUAUUACCACAUCUGCAAAAUCAACUCCAUCUGAGAGCCCUGUACAUAUAAAUCCAGCACAGUCAUUAAACUCUGUCAGUAGUGGUUUUGCAUUCAAUUCCGGGUCUACUAUCAGAAGUACCAUUCCACAAUAUACUGACAAACCAACAUCAUCUGCUGCCAUCAUAUCUUCAGAAAAUGGUGCUUCGUCCAUCAUUUCAAGCAAUAUUGUACUUACCGUAUUAGUGUCCAUCUUCUUUACCUUCGUUUUUUAA